CAUGUCCUCUCUGUACCCAUGGUUGGACACCCUGUCAUUGAUGCUGAAAAGUCCCGGGCAGAAUUUGAGGUACUCCAGAGACUUGUUGAAGAGCAUGAUGCCAUUUUUCUCCUAAUGGAUACGCGCGAAGCACGCUGGCUGCCAACGGUCAUGGGGAAGGCAGCUGGCAAGAUCGUUAUGAAUGCGGCCCUCGGUUUCGAUUCUUAUGUGGUUAUGCGACAUGGAAUCAAAGCGAUUGCAGAGCCACCAACAGAACUCGGGUGCUACUUUUGUAACGAUGUCGUUGCACCAAUGAACUCUGUCAAAGAUCAAACACUUGAUCAGCAAUGUACCGUUACUCGGCCUGGUGUGGCCGCCAUAGCUUCGGCUUUACUGGUAGAGUUGCUUGUUUCCCUUCUUCAACAUCCUCUGGGUGCUGCAGCACCGGCCCCGACCUCGCGCAGUGAUGAUCGAGGAGACCAUCCACUGGGACUCGUGCCACAUCAAGUCAGGGGAUUCCUUGCAACAUUCGAAAAUAUUCCAGUCACGGGCAGAAGCUACAAACACUGCAGCGCUUGUUCAGAUAACAUCACCCGCGCUUACGAAGAGGGCGGUUGGGAUUUCGUUCUAAGGGCUUUGAAUGAGCCUGGGUACGUUGAAGAACUGAGCGGUCUCAAGGAGGUGCAUGCUACAGCAGAGGCUUCACUUGCUGACGUAGAAUGGGAUGAGGACUUCGAUUCAGCAGAAGAGAUAUGA
This is a messenger RNA of Aspergillus niger, 735 nucleotides long. RefSeq lists its product as uncharacterized. The transcript has 3 exons. Lineage: Eukaryota; Fungi; Ascomycota; Eurotiomycetes; Eurotiales; Aspergillaceae. Gene Ontology annotation, molecular function: ubiquitin-like modifier activating enzyme activity. The annotation marks the transcript as partial. The record is from RefSeq and is a predicted model, not a curated record.